GAGCGACCCUAGUUAACCGCAGCUCCAGCAGCGGCAAACGGGCUAGCUCCCUCCCUCCCCUCCCGCGGACGCCACCCGAGAGCAGCAGCCCCGCCGUCUCUCUCUCCCCGACGCGCGCGCGGGCCGGCGAAUGCGAUAGGAGGGAGGGCGGGGGAGAGAUGGGGUCGAAGACCAAGGGGUGCUGCGGGUGGCUGAUCGUGGCGCUGGUGCUGGCGCUGGUGGCCACGGCGGCCGUGGUGGCCAUCAUGAAGCGCAAGCCCGGGGGAGGCGGAGGGGGCCGGAGCCGCCCGCCCAAGCCGCUCCCCGUCCCGGGCCCGCCCGGGGACAUCGACUCCAAGUACGGCGACGCGCUCGGGGUCGCGCUCCAGUUCUUCCAGGUCCAGAAGGCCGGGAAGUUGGUGGACAACCAGAUCCCGUGGCGAGGCGACUCCGCGCUCAACGAUGGGAAAGAAGCGAAGCUGGAUCUCUCCAAGGGGCUGUACGACGCCGGGGAUCAUAUGAAGUUCACCUUCCCCAUGGCCUUCACGGCGACGGUGCUCGCGUGGUCCGUGCUCGAGUACGGGGACCAGAUGACCGCCGCCAAGCAGCUAGACCCAGCGCUUGACGCGCUCCGCUGGGUCUCGGAUUUCCUCAUCGCGGCACAUCCUUCUGAAAAUGUGUUCUACAUUCAGGUUGGUGAUCCUGAUCUAGAUCACGACUGCUGGCAAAGGCCAGAAACAAUGACCGAGAAAAGGCCGCUCACACAGAUUAACCCAAAGAACCCUGGGUCAGAUAUUGCUGCUGAGGCAGCAGCAGCCAUGGCGGCAGCAUCAAUGGUUUUCAAAUCCAGUGACACUACAUAUUCCGAUUCACUUCUUCAACAUGCCCAGAAGUUAUUUACUUUUGCUGAUACUUACAAAGGCAUCGCCAGCGACACCUAUCCAAAGCUUCAGAAGUACUAUAAUUCUACUGGCUAUGUUGAUGAGCUCCUCUGGGCAGCGAGUUGGCUCUAUCAUGCUACAGGAGAUCAGACAUAUCUCAGUUAUGUGACUGUGCAGAACGGGAAAGAUUACGCUGAUUGGGGAAGGCCAACAUGGUUCAGCUGGGAUGACAAGCUCCCAGGGACACAGAUCCUUUUGUCAAGAGUAAAUUUCUUUGGAUCCAAAGAGAUAUCUAAUGCUGAAAACAGUGGACUCAAAAUGUACAGAGACACUGCUGAGGCUGUCAUUUGUGGGCUUCUACCAGAUUCUCCAUCAGCCACUGGUAGUAGGACUAGCGGAGGACUGGUGUGGAUAAGUGGGUGGAAUUCUCUGCAGCAUGGCAUAAAUGCAGCAUUCCUUGCUGUUGUUUACAGCGACUACAUGCUGACAUCACAAACAGCUGCAGUGGAGUGCAGUGGAAAAUAUUUUAGUCCGACAGAUAUUCGCAAUUUCGCUAUAUCACAGGCAAAUUACGUGCUGGGUGACAACCCAAUGAAGCUUAGCUACCUGGUGGGAUACGGGAGCAGCUAUCCGCAGCAGGUGCACCACAGGGGGGCAUCCAUCCCCGCGGAUGCGAAAACGGGCUGCAAGGGAUUCGAGUACCUCCAUUCGUCCAGCCCGAACCCGAAUGUCGCCACGGGAGCCGUUGUGGGCGGGCCAUUUCAGAAUGACUCUUUCGUGGACUUGCGCGACAAUGCGGUGCAGACAGAGUCCAGCACUUACAACAGCGGCACAUUCGUCGGUCUGCUGGCUGGCCUGGUCACCACCUCGUCCGUCGCAAAGACAUUCACCUAGAGCUCUUUCUCAAGCAACAACAAUGGUGGCUUUUAUCAACCCGGGAGGCAUAUACAACUAGAGGAAUUUUUAUUUUUUUUGCUCGAGUGACGGUAAUGCGCAACCCAGUGAGACCUGUUGCAGAUUUGUUCAUUGGCCGUCUCUUAUUAGGGGGUGAUUAGCAGUAGUCAUUAGUGCCACAUUACUCUUGCUUGUAUAAUAUAUAUGGUAAUUUUCACCGUGUGGUCAACUCCUAUCUGGUUUGCUGGUUUACCUGUUGUAGCUAUGGGUAUUGUAUUUGUAGGACAGGUUCCAUUUGUUCAUUAUGAGGUAUUUUUUUGGUA
Molecule: messenger RNA, 2077 nt
Organism: Aegilops tauschii subsp. strangulata
Lineage: Eukaryota; Viridiplantae; Streptophyta; Magnoliopsida; Poales; Poaceae
Product: endoglucanase 24
Biological process (GO): carbohydrate metabolic process
Molecular function (GO): hydrolase activity, hydrolyzing O-glycosyl compounds
Source: RefSeq, a predicted model, not a curated record